AUGGAGAAUUAUAAACACCGACACGAGCAGUUCGUGGCGGACUUAUCUGGCGGACAGGUAUCUGAAAUAUAUGUGAUCAGCCUGGUUGUUCCAGCUGCCUUUGUAGCCGGUCACCUGGUGUCACGAGGGCUGGAUGCUCGGCGUCAAGCUAUUGUGGAUUUUAUCUGUGUAUGGGCCGUUCCGUUGGCAGCUUUGACUGUCUAUACAAACCGAGUGUGGCUGUUAAUGGCAUUGAUUCUAUUACCGGCGCUCUUGUACCGAAAUCCACACCCAAUCCCCGCGACGGAUCGGCGUAGUCGGGCAAAACAUGUCGGUAGCGAUUUGGUAGCGAGUUAUUUGGGUCACAGGCCCUAUCUCACGGCAUACCGCGCAGCAUUGCUUGUGAAUACAGCAAUUGCAAUUUUAGCCGUCGACUUCCCUAUUUUUCCCCGGCGGUUCGCCAAGGUUGAAACCUGGGGAACCUCGAUCAUGGACUUGGGAGUCGGCUCGUUUGUGUUCAGUAUGGGUAUUGUUUCUGCGCGACCGACUUUGUGUUAUGCAGUUGAGGGUAGGUAUCCGCCAUUUUGGAAGUCAUUUUGGGAAGCCUUGAAGAACUCGGCCAAGGUCCUAGCUCUGGGCAUUGCUCGGUUAAUUUCGGUAAAGGUACUGGGUUAUCAAGAGCAUGUCAGUGAAUACGGCGUGCACUGGAAUUUUUUCAUCACUCUGGGUCUUCUCCCAGCGUUUAUGGCGCUUUUGCAGCCCUUUGCCCGCGUUUCCAAGAUACCCAUGCUAGUGCUUGGGUUAGCGGUGGCAUUCGGCUAUGAAAUUGUGUUGAAAAACACCGGUUUACUAGAGUGGGUGCUCGGAGCCCCAAGAGCGAACAUAUUGUCUACAAACAAGGAAGGAAUCACGUCGUUUUGGGGGUUUCUGGCUAUUUUCAUGAUCGGGCAAUCGGUUGGCUACUACGUUCUUCCCUCGAUUCUGGGUAAAACUAGCUCACCAUUCUAUCCGCAAACCCGAGAGCAAAUCAAACAACCCACCGAGAACCCUACAAAGAGAAUAUUCUAUUACUUAACUGCGACUGCGCUGCUCUGCCAUGGGCUUUUCGUGGUACUGCGCAUUGCCACUGAGCCGUCUCGCCGAUUGGCCAAUUUACCCUAUAUUAUCUGGGUAACGAGCUUCAGUACCGGGUUCCUUGCCAUCUUUGUCAUUCUAGCCGAUCUUUUGCACUACGAAGCAUUGCCUAGUCAGGUGGCAGUGAACCGGCGCGGCCAGUCGACAUUCUUAUUGGCCAACGUUCUCACUGGGUUGAUUAAUAUGAGCGUGAACACAAUCGACCAGCCACGAGAGAUUGCAUUAUUGAUUCUGGUGGCUUACACGGCCACAAUAUUUGUUAUCACGAGAUAUUUAUUUUGA
Molecule: messenger RNA, 1395 nt
Organism: Wickerhamiella sorbophila
Lineage: Eukaryota; Fungi; Ascomycota; Dipodascomycetes; Dipodascales; Trichomonascaceae
Product: GPI-anchored wall transfer protein 1
Exons: 1
Coding region: 1-1395 (464 amino acids)
Biological process (GO): GPI anchor biosynthetic process; protein localization to plasma membrane
Cellular component (GO): endoplasmic reticulum; membrane
Molecular function (GO): glucosaminyl-phosphatidylinositol O-acyltransferase activity
Source: RefSeq, a predicted model, not a curated record